GUCUUCUGUCUCCUGUCAAUUUUCUCCAUCAGCAAUCAUCAAGUCAAACCAGCCCCUAGCCCUCCAGCCAGCAAUCAACCCCCUUCGAUAGUCAAACGCAAAGCUUCGUUUCUCGGGCAGAACUCCUCUUUUUCAAGGACACAGCACUAUCUUUUUCUUUUUAUUAAGUAAAAGCCUUCCUGCUUUCCUCCACCUGAUCGACAAGCACCCACAAAAGAAAAACAUCAUGUCCACCAACGCCACUGAGACCGUCGCCGCCGCUGCUCCUGAUACUGUUGAGACUGUUACCGAUGUUCUCAAUGAUGCUACUCUUGCUCCCAGGACCGAAAUUAGCGAGGCAGAUGCCGCUCAUGCUGCUUCUGCUGCUGAAGGCAGGAGACUUUACAUCGGGAACCUUGCGUAUGCUACUACUGAGGAGCAGCUAAAAGAAUUUUUCGAAGGGUUUUCUAUGUGAGUAACCAUCUUUCUUUCUUAGGAUGGCGCCCCUCCAUGAACGUUGCUUUCAGUUCUUCCGUCGUAGCUUCGAGCUUGAUGUGCUUGAGCAAGGCUGACAUUUACUGCCAUCUAGUGAAUCCACUUCCAUCCCCACCAACCCUCGCACCACUCGUGCUGUUGGCUAUGCCUUUGUUGAUGUCACCACUAAGGAAGAGGCAGAGCGUGCAAUUGCGGAGCUCAGUGGAAAAGAGGUUCAGGAACGGAAGGUUAGUGUUCAGCUAGCCAGAAAGCCUGGCACGUCUGGCUCCACCAGAAAGGAGGGUGAAUACGGUGCACCUGCGGAAGGGCAACAGCAGGCACCUCAUGAAGGGGCAAGAAAGACCAGGGGCAAUCCCAGGAACCGUGGGAGAGGAAGGGGCCGGUCCGGACCCAAGGUUGGUUCUUUUCUUUUCUUUUUAUAUAUAAUCUUGGGGUGAACCUGACAUCAGCGAAAGAACCGCCCGAACCGUGAGAAUGGCGCCACUAGUGAAGAAGAAAAGUUUGCACCUACCAAUGUUCCUGGACAGGCUCCUCCUCCCACUGAGGCCUCCCCCUACUUGGAUGCUCCCGAUACUUCAGAACAUGCUGCCCCCAGUGUCCCCACUGGCCCGGCUGCUGAAGGCGAGGGUAACGUCGCUGGCGCGUACAGGCCAAAGAAGAAGAGAGGCCCCCCAGAGAAUGGUGUCCCGAGCUCCACCAAGGUCAUGGUGGCUAACCUCCCCUAUGAGCUUACUGAGGAAAAGGUAUGUCCUCCCCGAUUAGGCCCAUUCAACUAUAUUAUUUGUUAACACCUAUCCCACUUAUAGCUUAAGGAAUUGUUUGCUCCUUAUGACCCCGAGUCUGCCAAAAUUGCUCUCCGUCCGAUCCCCCGUUUUAUGGUUCGCAAACUUCAAGCACGUGGCGAACCUCGUAAGGGACGUGGUUUUGGCUUUGUUACCUUGGCCUCCGAGGAGAUGCAGAAGAAAGCCGUUGAGGAGAUGAAUGGAAAGAUAGUCGAUGGCAGAGAGAUCGCUGUCAAGGUUGCCAUCGACAAUCCUAAGGUUGAGGGAGAGGAGGGUGAACAUGCUGAGGAGGAGAAGAAGGAGGAAGCCGGCGAGACCAACGGCAUCAGCUCGGAGCAACCUGAAGCUCAGGCUAUUAAUGCCAUUUAAUGGAUUGACGAUGAUUGGUAGAACUGGGGAUGGAAAACCGAGCUUUUGAUUCCGUUCAUAGGCAACAAAGAUCUUUGCGUAUUGUUACGUUGCUUAUGGGAGAGGUUGGGACACAUUUCUGUCUUAGGUUCUAUCUUAUAUGACGUGCUAUGAAGAAAAAAAAAGAAAUUAGAGGAGUGGGAAAUGGGUUUGUGGGGGUCUUCUCACUCCUUCAAUGCUAUGUUUCUCUCGGCUUAACGAUGAUGGUGGGACUGAAAUGAGUUGAGAGGUGACAAAUUUCUUUGCUUGCCAGCGAAUAUGGUCUGGUUUUGUUUGCUUCCUUAUCUUUUCUCAAAUCAUUGGCCUCCCAAGGGUUUUGGGGAAGGUGAAGGUGGCUCAUAUUGGAUUCACAGGAGUUGGUAUUAAAAGAAUAUUUUUUUAAUCGCUCG
Molecule: messenger RNA, 2053 nt
Organism: Tuber aestivum (summer truffle)
Lineage: Eukaryota; Fungi; Ascomycota; Pezizomycetes; Pezizales; Tuberaceae
Source: the annotation of a GenBank genome assembly